AUGAAGGUUUUCGGGUGCCUUCGAACAACCAUUGAACACAUUCAAAUAACAGCUCCAACCGCAAGCCCCAACACUAAUGGAAUCCACAUUGGUUCAUCCACCAACACCAAGAUCUUCAACUCCUUGAUAGCCACCGGCGACGACUGUGUCUCAAUCGAUCUAGGGACGGAGAACCUUCAAGUGAGUGGCGUGACAUGUGGUCCCGGCCUUGGAAUCAGCAUCGGAAGCCUUGGAAAAUAUGCUAAUGAAGCUGAUGUUAAAAAUUUGGUCAUACAAAAUUGUAACUUGACUGGUACUGACAAUGGAGUGAGGAUCAAAACUUGGGCUCCUUCUCCUCCAAGUAUUGUUUAUAAUGUCACCUUUGAGAAUAUCAGCAUGAAAGAUGUCGUCAAUCCCAUUAUUAUUGACCAGCAAUAUUGUCCAUCAGGAGGUACUCAGGCUUUGUCCCAAGUUCAAAUAACUGGCGUAAAGUUAAAAAAUAUUUUCGGCACUUCCAAAAACAAAGUUGCAGUAAAUCUGAAUUGCAGCCCUAGUAAACCUAGCCAAAAUAUCGACUUAACAGACAUAGAUCUGAUUUAUAAUAGACAAGAUGGAGCUGCUACUUCUUCGUCUUUUAAUGCCCGUGGAAUCGCUAGAGGCUCUCAAGAACCUCCCUCUUGCUUAUAG
Molecule: messenger RNA, 666 nt
Organism: Humulus lupulus (European hop)
Lineage: Eukaryota; Viridiplantae; Streptophyta; Magnoliopsida; Rosales; Cannabaceae
Product: exopolygalacturonase clone GBGA483-like
Exons: 2
Coding region: 1-666 (221 amino acids)
Biological process (GO): carbohydrate metabolic process
Molecular function (GO): polygalacturonase activity
Source: RefSeq, a predicted model, not a curated record